CGGGCCGAGCCGAGCCGAGCCGAGCCGGCAGCGAGGGGCGAGCUGGGCCGCGGCCCGGGCCCUGCAGGAAAGCAAAAGUCAAGAAAUGUCUACCAAUUUAAAAUAUCUUUCCUUGGGCAUCCUGGUUUUUCAGACCACAAGUUUAGUUUUGACCAUGCGUUACUCUCGGACAUUGAAAGAAGAAGGACCUCGUUACUUAUCCUCCACCGCAGUAGUUAUUGCUGAACUUCUGAAGAUUUUGACCUGUGUUUUAUUGGUCUACAAAGACAGUAAGUGCAAUUUACGGACUCUGAACAGAGUGCUGCAUGAUGAAAUCCUCAACAAGCCCAUGGAAACUCUCAAACUUGCUAUUCCAUCAGGAAUUUACACUCUUCAGAAUAACUUGCUGUAUGUAGCAUUGUCAAACCUAGAUGCAGCCACAUAUCAGGUUACAUAUCAACUUAAAAUUCUUACCACAGCAUUGUUUUCUGUGUCCAUGUUAAACAAGAAACUGGGUGUAUACCAAUGGCUUUCAUUAGUAAUCUUGAUGACAGGAGUGGCAUUUGUGCAGUGGCCUUCAGACUCUCAAGCAACAGCUGCUAAGGAACAUUCAGCAGGAUCUCAGUUUGUAGGCCUGAUGGCAGUUCUUAUAGCAUGCUUUUCUAGUGGAUUUGCUGGGGUUUAUUUUGAGAAAAUUUUAAAGGAAACUAAACAGUCUGUGUGGAUCAGAAACAUUCAGCUUGGAUUUUUUGGUAGCAUAUUUGGACUGAUGGGUGUAUAUAUUUAUGAUGGAGAACAGCUGUCAAAGAAUGGAUUUUUUCAAGGAUAUAAUAAACUCACUUGGAUAGUUGUCAUUCUGCAGGCACUUGGAGGCCUUGUGAUUGCUGCUGUUAUAAAAUAUGCAGACAACAUUUUAAAGGGAUUUGCAACAUCUCUCUCUAUUAUACUGUCAACACUGAUUUCAUAUUUCUGGCUGCAAGAUUUUGUCCCUACGAGCGUCUUUUUCUUUGGAGCCGUUCUUGUAAUAGCAGCUACAUUCCUAUAUGGUUAUGAUCCAAAGCCUGCAGGAAAUCCCAUUAAGGCAUAGCAGACU
Molecule: messenger RNA, 1072 nt
Organism: Rhea pennata
Lineage: Eukaryota; Metazoa; Chordata; Aves; Rheiformes; Rheidae
Gene: SLC35A3
Product: solute carrier family 35 member A3
Exons: 8
Coding region: 86-1066 (326 amino acids)
Biological process (GO): pyrimidine nucleotide-sugar transmembrane transport
Cellular component (GO): Golgi membrane
Molecular function (GO): UDP-galactose transmembrane transporter activity
Source: RefSeq, a predicted model, not a curated record